This is a messenger RNA of Spizellomyces punctatus DAOM BR117, 1513 nucleotides long. RefSeq lists its product as uncharacterized. Lineage: Eukaryota; Fungi; Chytridiomycota; Chytridiomycetes; Spizellomycetales; Spizellomycetaceae. The record is from RefSeq and is a predicted model, not a curated record. The transcript has 3 exons. Bases 271 to 1362 code for a protein of 363 amino acids.
GUCAACGAUGGGAGCGAUUUAAGGCUUUACAAUACAAAGUGUGCCGGUGACUGCUGUGAUUGUACAUAUUUUGAUGCAAAGGGACAGCAUAGUUAUAAACUCAUCGCAAGACCCUCGUUCCACGCUCACGGGCAACUAAAAUGAAUCAGUUACUAACAAAACCCCAAUCGACUGUAUAAACCCCGUUUACAUUUAUCAACAUUCUUGAACCUCGUGCUUUUUCUUGUUUCGCGCCCCUGUCGGUCUCAUUUCUACUGUAUCUGACGACUCAUGCCUGCCGCCGUUGCCACUACACCACUUCCUGUACCACUUUUCCACAGCGGAACCGAAUACAGUCUUCCACAACAUCAGCAACAACAAACAGGGAGCGGUUAUGCAGCAGGACGAAUCUUAAACCAGCUGGGGCUAUCCUUUCAACCAAUGCAAGAGACUGGAAUUCGAGCUACAAUGACUUGCUGCAGUGUGUCAUCUCAAGCACAUGCAAGAGCUUUAGCGAAGAUCACAUCGUUAGAGAAGACAAUAGAGUUUUUGCAGAAAGAGCAUGCGGGUGUUCUGAAAGGACUGCAUAGCGAGAUUACAAGGUUGCAGAGUGUUUGUUCUGACCUCUCGGUGAGACUUGUAACAAAGGCAGACGGUGGAGACGUGCAUGACCCUACAACGAGUAAAUUGCAAGCAUCUGUCCACACAUUUGACCCGAAGCCCUCCCACAACCAUCCAGAGACUCAAAUCACAGGUUCCUCAUUACCAACAGACCCAUCCGAACCCCACCUCUAUCUCCUCCUAGACCAACAGAAAAAGAAGUACACAGCCUUCAUUGACCGGCUCAACGAGGACAACAAACGGAAGCAGGUUGAGAUAGACCAUCUUAAGGCGGAGCGUGAAUUGGUGCAAGAGGCCCUGAGCGUUGCUGGAUUGCAACUGGAUAUGAAAGAAUUAUACACCCUUGCCACACAUACGGUGCAUUCCAAGGCUUCUCUAAGGACCAAAACCAAGAACCAUCCAUUACCGCCGAUCGGAAAGGGACAAGGCCCCAUUGAUCGCGAAAAGGAUAAAGGGAGUGAAACAACACAACAGGAACAACAGCAAGUUCCGCCUCGCCCACCAGCACCCACACCUCCACCAACUACUGGUGACACACCACGACCAUCGUCUCGAUCAAGAGCAAGCAAACCAGUGCUUCCCAUAUCAACAGCAGCGGAACAAAUAGUCGUGGAAUACUCAGAAGCCCUCUACGAACUGCAUGUGGACGAUCCACCAGCCUAUGUAUCUGAUCCACCUCCACAUACAACAUGGUCAAAAAGAAUGGCAGGGACGAAGAUGGUGAGAGAAAAGCAGUGGAGAGAUUUGAAGGAACGGUUGUAAGAAAUAAGAGAUGAUUUCUUUGCAAAGUUUGCAAGACAAUUAUGUUGUUUGAGUAUACUUAGGUGAAUAAACGAUUGGCGUUGUCAUGAUCUAGUAAUUCUCAUGAUUCAAGUCCAAUUCAUACAAAACAAUGUCCAAUACAACAUCUACC